ACCUCCUUUCCAUAAAAACAGUUGUAUUGUAUUUAGUCUUUGCUAGCUAGAGCUAGUGUUGCAAGCUACCUAUAUAACAGUAUCUAACGUUAGGAAAUUGUUACGUUAUUUCAAACUUAUCACAACCAUGUGCGGAGAUGUCGCAUAAACAAAUAGUUUGGAUUAAAGACAACCUUCAGUUAACUUAUGUUAAUACGAUAAUGUUACAUAGGCUAGGCCGCUAGCAAAACAAACCAAUUUAGCGGCUACGUUAACGUUAGCUACUUGAUGCAUACUGGUUGGUAUCGAGCUAGCUAUUUUGAUAUCCGGGGGUGUUGGCUAAUAUCGUAUUAUAUGAACAGUGCAUUGGAUUAGUUGGAUGGCAGGGGCUAACUGGAUACACGCCAGAUAUAUCUAGCUAACUUAACAGAAUUCCUUUAGUUUAGUGUCUGGCAAACUAACGUUUAACAGUAGCUAACACCGUCGUUGCACAUACUGGAGUAAUGGCCGACCGGACUAGUUUCUUGGGAGGAAGGAUUCCUGUGGAAAUUGAAAUUAUGGCAAAGCACUUAAAAGAUUUAGACAAAGAUUUUUUCAGGAAGAUACUUAAAGUGGUGGUGAAUGCUGUUGAAGGGAAGGACUGCAGAGACUCAAUGAAGUCGCUUGCAGAUAACGGGACCCUCUCCGAAGAACAGUUAAGCCAUAUCAUCGCAGGAAUAUAUGGACUGCUUAAAGAAGCAUUACGUCUUCCAACGUCUUCACUGAAACAAGAGGUUUUCAAGGAAGAUCUCAGAGAACUUAGGAUAUCAGAGGAGUUUAUCGCUGACUUUGCCAGCGUUGUCUUUGGAAACAGACGUGCCUGCCUUGAUGCUGCAGCUACUGAGCAGGGGCCUCGGUUACCCACCGUCAAGGACGUCAGGUGGAGAGUGGAUGUGGCCAUUUCGACAAGUUCCCUUGCUCGAGCAUUGCAACCAUCCAUUUUAAUGCAGAUGAAGCUGACAGAUGGAAGUUCCCACCGGUUUGAGGUACCUGUCAGCAAGUUUCAGGAACUGCGUUACAAUGUUGCACUUAUUCUGAAGGAAAUGAAUGACCUUGAGAAGAGAAGCAUUCUAAAAAUCCAAGACUGACAAGUUUUGUUUGUUUUUUUAGGAAAAACAGAGGAAUGAAAAAAAAGAAUGUUUUAGAUUGUCUGAAUAUAUGUAUCCUAUGACAGCUGUACAUUCCAAUUGUCCACAAUGGAAAUGUAUUGUGAUGAAUGUUGGUCAAGCUGAAUGUUCCCAAGCAGAAGAGAUCUGCCUUUAGCUCUGUGUUAGUUGUUUCAGAUUCUCCAUAGUGAUUUUUCAACAUGAAUUUUCAACUAUUCCAUGUUCAAAUGGGCUACAUGUUGUUCUUGAAGGUACAUUGAAUGCAAUAAUUGAGUUAUGUCAUAACCCUAACUGAAUUGCUGAAAUUCACCAUUUAUAUUGCCGGACUAUGUACAUCUCUAAUAGCAAAUUGCGAAUGAUUAAACGUUACUUACACUGUAA
Messenger RNA from Conger conger (European conger), 1505 nucleotides. RefSeq names its product COMM domain containing 5 (gene commd5). Lineage: Eukaryota; Metazoa; Chordata; Actinopteri; Anguilliformes; Congridae. The record is from RefSeq and is a predicted model, not a curated record. The transcript has 7 exons. Gene Ontology annotation, cellular component: nucleus. The coding region runs from base 483 to 1106 and encodes 207 amino acids.